Messenger RNA from Centropristis striata (black sea bass), 6463 nucleotides. RefSeq names its product trafficking protein particle complex subunit 10 (gene trappc10). Gene Ontology annotation, cellular component: TRAPPII protein complex. Lineage: Eukaryota; Metazoa; Chordata; Actinopteri; Perciformes; Serranidae. The record is from RefSeq and is a predicted model, not a curated record. Gene Ontology annotation, biological process: early endosome to Golgi transport; intra-Golgi vesicle-mediated transport. The transcript has 23 exons. The coding region runs from base 109 to 3903 and encodes 1264 amino acids. Gene Ontology annotation, molecular function: protein binding.
AGAGGGGACACAGGCCCCAUCGAUUCAACACAACUGCAUACAUAAGCAUUUACUAAUAAUAAAGCUCGGUUUGUAUAUAAUUUUAAUGGAGUACCACCGCUAACACAUAUGGAGUGUCAAGAGGAAAAGCCGAUCAUCUAUACUAUGGAAAACAAGCCGAUUGUGACAUGUGCUGGAGACCAGGGCUUGUUUACGUCUCUCUAUACUUCAUUGGCCCAACAACUUCCCAGGGAGCCAAUGGAGUGGAGGAGGACUUACGGCCGUGCACCAAAAAUGAUCCACCUUGAAGCUAAUUUUGUCCAGUUUAAAGAGGAGCUCCUCCCCAAGGAGGGCAACAAGGCUCUCCUCACCUUCCCUUUCCUCCACAUCUAUUGGACCGACUGCUGUGACACAGAGGUUUAUAAGACCACGGUGAAGGAGGACAUGAUGCGCUGGCAGAAUAGCUUGCGGACUCAUGGCUCAGCGGACUGGGUCAUCAUCGUGGUGGAGACCAAUGAUACGAAGAAGAAGAACAAGACCAACAUCCUGCCUCGGUCAUCCAUCGUGGACAAAAUUCGCAGUGACUUUUGCAACAAGCAGAAUGACCGGUGUGUCGUGCUGUCAGAUCCUCUGAAGGACUCAUCCCGUUCUCAGGAAUCCUGGAAUUCCUUGCUGCUCAAGCUGCGAACUCUCCUCCUCAUGUCCUUCACCAAGAAUCUGGGACGCUUCGAAGAUGACAUGCGUACGCUCCGAGAGAAACGCACACAGCCUGGAUGGAGCUUCUGUGAAUACUUUAUGGUCCAGGAGGAGCUGGCCUUUGUUUUUGAGAUGCUGCAGCAGUUUGAAGAUGCCUUGGUCCAGUAUGAUGAACUAGAUGCUCUUUUUACCCAGUAUGUCCUUAACUUUGGAGCUGGGGAUACAGCGAACUGGCUCGGCUCGUUCUGUGCCCCAGUGCGCAGCUGGAAUGGCUUGCUGCUUCGGCGGCCCAUCGACAUGGAGAAGAGGGAUGGGAUCCAGCGCGGGGAGGCCAGCCUGUUGGAUCUGAGGAGCUACCUUUUCUCCCGCCAGUGCACCUUACUCAUCUUCCUCCUGAGGCCCUGGGAGGUCACACAAAGAGCCCUGGAGCUGCUGCACAACUGUGUCCAGGAGCUACGCCUGCUGGAGGUGUCUGUGCUGGAGGGGGCACUUGACUGCUGGGUGUUUCUCAGCUGCUUGGAGGUUCUGCACAGAAUCGAGGGCUGUUGUGAUCAGGCCCAGUUAGCUGCAAACUGCUCCCAUACAGUCGGGCUGUGGGCGUACGCGACUGACAAGCUGAAGUCUUUGGGGGAACUCUGUGGCCUGGUGUCAGAGAAGGGACCCACAUCUGAGGACCUGAACAGGACUGUGGAUCUGCUGGCCGGACUGGGGGAUGAGAGGCCCGAAACCGUCAGCAGUUUGCAGAGCCCUUACAAAAAGCUGAAAGAAGCCUUGUCGUCCGUGGAGGCUUUUGAAAGGCACUAUCUUGAACUCUCUCAUGCUGCUAUGGAGAUGUACAGGGCCAUCGGCCGUCUGAGGUCUGCCCGACUGGUGGGGAAAAGCCUCGCUGAAUUCUACAUGAGGAAAGGUGAUCCUGAGCGGGCAGAAACCUUCUUACAGGAAGCUCUGAAGUCGUAUGUAUCAGAGGGAUGGAGCCUCCCUGUCACUCACACCAGGAAACAGAUUGCCGAGUGUCAGAAACUGCUGGGCAGAACUGAAGACUACUUGCAAACCAGUGCCUUGUUGGCUGGUGACGUGAAUCUGACCACGGAGGAGAGAAAGCACUUUUGUCAAGAAAUUCUCAGCUUUGCCGGCAAGUCUGAAGACCAGUCUCCCAAAGUGACCCUCAGCAUGGCUGUUUUUUCUCAGCUCACACGGCUACACUUCCGUCCAGCCACAGCCUCAGUGCACUCUGGAGCCGUCCUGCAAGUGGAGCUCACGCUGCGAUGUUUGAUGCCAGUGUCAGUGCACAUACAGCAACUGGCUGCUAGCAUUCACUUUGACCUGGAGCGUGGAGGGACGAACGGAAGGUCUAAGGGAGCUCAGAGACAAACAAACCCAGGGACAGUAGAGUUUAAUCAGGGUAGCUCGUCGGCGGGUCCCCCCUCCUCCUCGGCUGCUGGUCCCCCUUUAGAGCUAGAGGAGAUUCAGGACAGGAGUCCGUCGGACAAUUCUCUCAACUCUACAGGAGUGGUGUGUAAAAACACUCAUCUGAUCAUGCGCCGUCAUGACAGCAACUCACCGCCGGACACGCCCAACUGCGUCAGCCCUCCUGCUGUUACCGUGAAGGAAGGAGCACAGAUGCUUAAAGUUCAGGAUGUAACGCUACAGCCUGGGAAUAACAGCAUCGUAUUCACAGCACCAAGUGGACAGCCAGGCACUUACACACUGCGUCAGCUGUACGCCACGGUGGGUCAGGUGCAGUUUGUGCUGCCUCAUAUCUACCCAUCAGUCCAGUAUGAAGUUUAUUCUCAGGAGCCCCAACUCACUGUGGAGCCUCUCUCAGAGCCUCUGUUGGCUGGUCUGCCUCAGAUGGUGAAGUUCACUCUGUUGACGGGUCACUACGCUGUGAAGAAAGGAGACGCUCUGCAGCUCAGCAACACAGACACCAUGCCCAUCCUGCCCUCCCCCAGCUGCACCGCCCGCAUCAGUAACCCCACAGAAGAGUUGGUCGGUGAAAACACUCUGUCCAUCCAGUCGUCUGAGAAGGUGACCAGCAUCAGCUUGCCGGCCACCCCUCCCUACCACACUCUGGAGUUCCAGCUCGAGGUUCUGUGCAUCAUCCCGUCUGGCUCGGACCGGCCCGCCAACGAGAGGCUGACCAAUGGGGAAGUCCGCCACCGACCACGCAGCUACAGUCAUCCUGACACGCCCAUGACCGCCAUCGAUCAGAGGAUGUCUAUCGACUGUCCGUGGUCCAUCUACUCCACGCUGCUUGCUCUCACCUUCUACAUCCCCUUCAAGACCAAACAUUCACUGCUUUCUGCUGGUAACAGGAAGUACAUCCAGGUGUGUGUACAGAAUAUGUCGGAUGCGAACUUCACGCUGGCAGAAGUGAAGCUGACGGAGAAGCAGCAUGCAUCGCUGGAGCUGCAGUCUCUCAACACUAAAACUCAACAGCUUUUGUGCAGUAAGCACAGUGUGUUCUGCUUGUGGGAGGUGAGGUGGAAGGACGACCUGCCCUCCUGUCUCCAGUGUGUUUUCUCUGCCAACUUCUGUCCAGUCAACCAAGACGUCUCUGCCUUCAAACCGUUCCACUACCAGUUCCAGCUGGAGAGAGUCACUACUGUCUACAGUGUGAGAGCUGAGAUCUUGCCUCCUGCUGGUGAGCAACACUGUCGCUCCGGGUUGCUCUGUGGGCUCGAGGUGUGUAUAACACGACUGACUGAACCUGCAGAGGGAGAGAUAGCAGAGGACAGCAAGACUGACACGGACGGCCUCAAGACCACCAAACUCAUGUAUGAAGUGGCUGACAGCAGCAGUAACUGGGCGGUGUGUGGGAAGAGUUCAGGGAUGGUGUCCAUGCCCGUGUCUGCGAACGCCACCCACAAGGUGCAGAUCGAGGUUAUGCCUCUCUUUGCAGGACACCUGCCCUUCCCCAAAAUCAAAGUGCUGAAGUACCUGCCUCACACUGCAGCUGUGGCCAUACAACCUGACCCUGACAGCUGCGUGGAGAACGACAGCCUGUCUCUGCUGGACAAGACGCUGGACGACCAGGCGGACACGGCGAGCAUCCGCAGCCGGGGCAGCGUGCACUCUGUGGGCAGCGGCGACCAGCAGCAGAAGGGCGUGGCCAUGCCGCGCUUGGAGCCCUUCAGCCCCGGACAGGUGUUCAAUCACAGCCACACACGGCAGGUCCUGGUGCUGCCCGCCACCGACGACCACAUCAUGGAGGUCAACGCUACAUGACCCUGGUGGCAGGACUGCCCGCCCCCUUCUUCUAGAACUGAACCCAGGCCCUGGAUAGACUCUGCUGAGCUUUCGCUCUGGGGCAGAUCGGGUCCAUGAGUCCAUGUCAAAGACGGCUGCAGGCUGCCGGCAUGGACUCACCCCUAAGCAUGAAACGUUCACAUCACUGGAGACAUUACGGACUAGACGCAGUGACGAGCCAAUGACAUCUGCUGAUAAAAUUUAAAUAAAGAUUUUUCUUUGCCAUACUUUGUACAUAGCUCAUUGGAUGGAUUUAUAGUUAUAAAUAUAUAAAUAUAUAUAUGGACUGAUCGAUCAGAUCGGUGCCCGUCGUGCUCCUUGGAACUGAAGAACAGAACGGUCCUGAUUGUCCCAUGAUGCACCAAAGCCCUAGAUGUGUGUACGCCUCAGUCAAAGUUCUAGUACUUGAGUAGCUGAUGGAGUGUGUCCAGCUGUGAAAGCUGUUCCUGUGCCUCUCAAGGAGUCAUCACUUUUACAUUUGAGACUUUCGCCUUCUAUCAUAUUCGAAUAGGGCUGGGCAGUAUGAGGGAAAAUUAAAUAUCAUGACAUUUUUUUAAAUUUUGUUGGUGUUUUCACAAAAUACUUAUGAGAAUUUAAAAAAAGAAUCUUCAGUAAUGUGGAUAUAAUGACAAAGAGAGUUAAAGGUGAUUAUUAUAACAGCUAAAAGUCUGGUAAAUUAAGAACAUUUAAAUAACUUAAAAACAUGGAAAAGACAGCACUUAUUAGAAUAUUAAAAAAUAUCCUAAAUCUAACAUCUCACAUAAUAUUGAUAUAUUUCCCAGCCCUACUUUGAAGUUGAUUAAAUAUUACAGAAGUCAAAAUGAGGAAGGUUAACAAAUGCAUCUUUGGAGACAAAUCCAUAAUCCUGUCCUGCUGGUAUAAAAAAAAAAAGAUCCCUCUGCUGUAUAUUGAAGUACAAUAUUAAUUCUUGGAUGAAACUACUUUGUAACAGCCUGAUAAUGGUCCUGAAAUUAUCACAAUCUCAGCAUUUAGAUAGUUUUAAUGUUGUCAUGUGAAAUUGAUAAAAUGGAAACUCGGCCACAUUUUAAACUAAUAUUGUUGUGUUUUAACAAAUUUAAAUGCUUAUAGGUAGAUUUAUCAAUUAAAUAUCCAACAUUUAUUCAGUAAGUAAUCACUGCAUUUUAUUUGCAUUUUCUGUUUUACAAAAAAGGACAGAAAUUAACUAGUUUAUUUCUAAAAUGAAGUUGCGGCUGUUUCUUUCAACAAGGAUAACAUGUUAAAAAUUCCACAAACUGAAUUCUAAAUUUCAGUUUUAUUUCAAGAUAACAGCAAAGAAUUAUUUUUUCUACGUGCAGGAUAGGACAGUCUUUAAUGAUUGUGAAAAUAUCUUCAAUCUUCAGUAAGAUUUAUUUAUUUUUAACAAAAACAGUGACGUAUAUUCUCUGCAAACAUCAGCACAAAGUUCUCAAAUGUAAAACCGAUGACGACAUGAGACAUGUUUCAGACUGAUUCUAGCACUGUGUGUUGUGUGUAUCUGUUCAGCUGUAGUUGUGUGAAUGUGUGAGGCUCCAUGUGUAUGUGUCUGUACGAUUGUGUGUGUGUGUGAUAUCAGGUGAGAUCAGCCAGUGCACAUUAUUGUCUAUCUAUUGUCUUACCUUUUCAGUGGAUUGUUCAUAUACAGUGUGUGUAUAUUUAUUCUGUGCGUGGGUAGUGAGUGAGUGAGUGUGUGUGUUGGUGUGUGUGUGUGUGUGUGUGUGUGGGUGCGUGUUUGUCGCCACAUCCUUGUCUGAGCUAUGCACACAUACUGUUUGGUGUCGAGUAGAUGAAUGACAUUUAUUGGAUUAAUUCAUUCAUUUAUUUGAGAGGAUGAAUGUCAGCUACUCCCCUCCCCUCCCUCCUCCUGUCCUACCACACACACACACACACACUCACACUCACACACACACACACACACACACACAGACAGUGUAACUACAGCCUCCUGUUCCUCUUUGACCACUGUACAUACUGAUCUGUAAAUAAUGAUUCAAAUCAAAAUCAUCUUUGAUUGCCAACUAUAUUAAAAAAUCAUUGGAACUGACUUGAUGUAUUUAUAAGAACUUUGUUGUUAAAGAUGUAACUCCAACUCCAUGUGCAUUAAUCUGCUUUCAUUCUUGUGGGUGCCUGGACACUCAAACAGAUAAAAAGUUUUGUUUUCACUACUUAUUGAAGGUAAGGGUCUGUAGAACAAAUUUGGUUUGAGUAUCAAGCACUCAGAUGAAUAAUUGGCCUUUAGGUGGUGUCAAAAAUAUGUCAUAACUUUUGAUUGAAUUACCUGAUCUGAACAUAUGAGCUAUGUAUGGGUCCAAGAUGAGGAGUAGCCACUGGUAUUUCAAGCAUAUUGCCCCUAGGAGCAAUAUUUCUUCUGUUUUUUGCACAUAUCUACAAAAAUAGACAUCAACUUUAAACUUCAGUUGUCACAAGCCAAAAAUGUUAAAUCAAUAAAUAUCGGUGAAAAAACUGAACACACUCUGGAUCAGCUGUCAGUUACAUCUGAGAAGUAAAGUAAGGAAGUCCCCAUAAUGGACACAAGGUGGCG